Leucoraja erinaceus (little skate) is the source of this 5124-nucleotide messenger RNA. RefSeq names its product sema domain, immunoglobulin domain (Ig), short basic domain, secreted, (semaphorin) 3C (gene sema3c). Gene Ontology annotation, molecular function: chemorepellent activity; semaphorin receptor binding. The record is from RefSeq and is a predicted model, not a curated record. The transcript is spliced from 18 exons. Lineage: Eukaryota; Metazoa; Chordata; Chondrichthyes; Rajiformes; Rajidae. The coding region runs from base 1372 to 3633 and encodes 753 amino acids. Gene Ontology annotation, biological process: negative chemotaxis; semaphorin-plexin signaling pathway; neural crest cell migration.
CCCUCCUGUGUAAUGUUCACUGCUGUCAGACCUGCACCUGUGGAGUGCGAGAAUCACUUGCAUCACCAGGCCUCCACAUCUGCCUACAAUGCACUGAGGGACACCACCCAGUCUGAAGCAGGCAUUGAAACAUCAUCUGGUGGAGACCUGCAGCACACAGGCCUGGUCGCGUACAUGGCUCUCUUUCUAUUAGGGUUCAGUGGCUGUGAUUAGCGUGAGCUGCCACAGGUUUGGAGGGAUUCCCUCUUUCACUGGGAUCUGUCUCUUUGGGCAGUUCUGACCACUGAUCAAAUCAGCAGUGAAAAAACCUUGUGCCUUCUCAAAACAUUGCACUUGUGUUGCAGUCACUCCUACAAUGGCAACCAUUAACAGUGUGCACAGCCCUCCAGCUCUUCAAAAAGCCUUGGUGAUUAACUGUGAGUCCACUACAGUGCUUUUAUAGUGGCAUAGUAUAUAGUACAUUUUAUAGCAUAUGCAGUACUUAGUAAAUGUCACGCACACAGUGGAGAACAAGAGUCAUUUGUAAGGCGGGUAUGUUUUCGUAUGCAUCUGAGUCUGGCCUCAAAAUUGACAAGAUUACUUAAUUCGGUUUCCCAAUUUCCUAUGGGGUUAAAUGAAUGGUGCCUGAGCAAGUCAUGUGGCAUGACUUCUAGGUUAUUCUGCACUAAUUGGUGCACUCAUUGAAAUGUACACCACUCUGCCUUUCCAAUCACAUAUCUCCCUCUUGCCUUAAAGUUGCUUGUACUUCACCCAAGGCAGUGCCCUCCACACGGCUCAUGUCUCAGGCUUUGAUUAUCUCGGGGAGAUUGAGAGCAGAUGAAAACAAGCUUACUGCCUAAACUAUAUUCAGAAAUACACACUGCUUGAUUUCACGAUAUUUCGCUUUGUAUUUUACAAGGGAAUAUUUCAUCAGCGAGGAUGUCAACUGAUCAUUAUUUACAAGCAGUGCAUCAUAUGUUUUGCUAAUUAUGCAAUCCAGUGUGGGGUUAGCUGCAGGUUUUUUGAUAUAGGCAGUGGAGCCCGUGCUGAAUGUAAUUGGAGCCCUACAGUUUGCUAUGGGUUCCUCCCUAAUCAGCGAGCGUCUUGACUGCAGCCUUGCUAUUUGCUCUGACAGUGAGCAGCAUGAGCGUGCGGUUCAGCUGUCACAGGGAUCUUGUGGAACAGUUUGAGAAAAGACCUUUAUAGUGGAGGGGAGCAAGCAGACAAUGAGUUUCCCAAUGAGAUGUUAAACAAACUAUGUCAUGGUCAAUUGUUCAGCGUUAAACUGAUUAACUGCAAAACUACUGGCCCUCAGUUAUUCAAAACAGUUUGUUGCAAGAUACUCCUCUGAUUACUGAUCAUUUUGGCUGAACUAACAAUCAGAGCUAAAAAAUGAUAAAAUUAUUUCUUCUCGUGGUUCUCGGGACCUUUCUGGAGUCCAGCAAAGUCUUUGGCCUGCCACAGACUUUGCCUCGAGUGUAUCUCACAUCUAACGAGCUAAAGGCCACUCAUACAUCUCAGCUUUACAGUCUGUCAUCGAAUCCUUUGGAUUAUCGCAUCCUACUCAUGGAUGAAGAUCAAGACCGCCUGUAUUUAGGCUGCAAAGACUACAUCCUGUCUCUCAAUGUAAACAACAUUAGCCAGAGUCCCCUUGCUGUUCACUGGCCAGCAUCAAGCAAUAAAGUGGAUGAAUGCAAAAUGGCUGGCAAGGAUCCAAAUAAUGGUUGUGGUAAUUUUGUACGCGUUAUACAAGUGUACAACCGGACGCAUCUCUUUGUUUGCGGCAGUGGUGCAUUUAGCCCUGUCUGCACAUACAUCAACAGGGGUCGCAAAUCUGAGGAUCAAAUAUUUAUGAUUGAAUCAAAAAACGAGUCAGGAAAGGGCCGCUGCUCAUUUAACCCUCAGGUUGACACGGUGUCCUUUAUGAUCAAUGAAGAGUUAUUUUCAGGAGUGUACAUCGACUUCAUGGGUACUGAUGCGGCAAUAUUCCGCAGUCUAACAAAAAGAAACAGCAUAAGGACCGACCAGCACAACUCCAAGUGGCUAAGUGAGCCUGUAUUUGUGGGUGCGCAACUCAUUCCUGAUGGCACUGACCCAAAUGAUGCAAAACUGUACUUCUUCCUCCGGGAAAAGGUGACAGAUGCUCACGGUAAUACCAAGCAAAUUCACUCCAGGAUUGCCAGGAUCUGUCCUAAUGAUAUAGGAGGUCAGCGCAGUCUUGUUAACAAAUGGACAACAUUCUUAAAGGCUCGUUUGGUAUGUUCUGUGAUAGAUGAUGAUGGCACAGAAACUCACUUUGAUGAACUGCAGGAUGUAUUUUUAUUAGAAACAGAGUACCCCAAGAGCCUGCUUGUCUAUGGACUGUUCACAUCUUCAAGCUCAGUAUUUAAAGGCUCGGCUGUGUGUGUCUAUAACAUGCUCGACAUUCACACGGUAUUUAAUGGACCAUUCGCACACAAAGAAGGACCAAGCCAUCAAUAUGUUCCAUACCAAGGCAGGAUUCCGUAUCCUAGGCCUGGCACAUGCCCUGGAGGAGCAUUUACACCAAACACGUUGUCAACAAAGGAUUAUCCCGAUGAAGUGGUAACGUUUAUCAGGAACCAUCCUACGAUGUAUAACUCUGUCUAUCCGAUCAAUAAACAGCCGCUGAUAGUGAGGAUUAACACUGAUUAUAAGUACACCAAGAUAGUGGUGGACCAAGUGAAGGCAGCUGAUGGAAGAUAUCACGUCCUCUUUCUCGGCACAGAUAAGGGAACCGUCCAGAAGAUUGUGGUCUUGUCAAAAAACACAUCAAAUAAGGAGGAGCUUAUCUUGGAAGAAAUUGAAGUUUUUGAGAAUCGAUCAGCUAUCACAACAAUGAAGAUUUCAUCCAAAAAGCAACAACUGUAUGUGAGCUCUGAUGAAGGUGUAGCCCAGGUGUCCUUUCAUCGAUGCCAUGUCUAUGGUACAGCAUGUGCUGACUGCUGCUUGGCCAGGGACCCUUACUGUGCUUGGGAUGGCAAAUCCUGCUCCAGGUUUUAUCUAACUGGCAAAAGGAGGAGUCGAAGACAGGAUGUCCGACAUGGCAACCCAAUGACCCAGUGCAGAGGCUUUAAUCUGAAAGAAUACAGAAAUGCUGUGGAGUCUGUGCAAUAUGGAGUGAAAAACAGCACUGCCUUCCUUGAAUGCACACCAAAGUCACCCCAAGCAUCCGCCAAAUGGUUGAUGCAGAAAUCAAACGACAGAAGAAAGGAGGUAAAGCAAGACGACAGAAUUCUUGUGACUGAGCACGGCCUCCUGAUUCGUUCCGUGCAGAGCAAUGACCGAGGUCUCUAUCACUGCAUUGCCACUGAGAACAACUUUAAAAGCACCGUGACCAAAGUUAAACUGAAGGUUGUUGACCCGGAAUUGGUUUCCCCCAGAAUUACCAAAGGGGCACCGUGGCCCUGGACUGCCGCCAACGACCUGAGUGGUGUGCAGGUCCUCCACAAGGAUCUGAUAGGACUAUUCAGUUACUCCGAAAUGCAGGCGAUCAAUAAGUACUGUAAAGAGAGCUGGCACAAGCAGAGACCCAAUGGUGAGAGGCAAUCAAUCAGAAUAGAUCACUCAAAACUAAAGGCCCUCAUCGACAGAAGAAAAAGUCGGAAUAGAAGAAACCAUUUGCCUGUUACUUAAAGGACUGCUUGCAAAGAAUGUCUUUGUUAGUGUAAAACUAUUUAAUAUAAAUUGUACAGAAUGUAUCUGUAGUCACCUUUUACUAUUUUUAUCCUUUUGAAGUACAAGUAAAUUCUUACUGUCUGAGCAUGUUAUGAGUAACAGAACAUUUAAUACUGUUGCCUGGUCUGUGUAAUACAUUUCUCAUAUGUAAGGUCCAGAUGUGCAUUUAGUUUUCAUUUUUGUCUGGUUAGAGUAACUUAGAAGGCAGCUGUAUUCUGUUGAAGCGUUUGAAGGUAACUUCACUCGGACCUCUGCUUUCGAUCAGUAACCCAAAGCCCUCUGACUUUCCCAACUUGUGUUUGGCUCUUAGCCAAGACUAAUGAUCAGCUCAUCAGAAUUUAAUGGCCGGGGUGGGCCAAAACAUCCAGUCUUUUCAUGAGAAAGUAUGCUAUUAGCUUGGUGUGGUACUAGUCCUGACAUCCUACUGUACGGAGAGGUUGGCAGGUCCAAAGAAUACUAGAUCUUGUGCUUUAAUGUGAUGUAUAAUGGUGUAAAAUGUUGGUAUCUUAAGAGCAAAGCCCUGAGGGGAAUUAUUUUAAGAAAUCUGUUCUCUAAGUAUUAUAUAUAGAGAAAAUAGAUAUUAUGCUGUCAAAAGAAUUGUUACUUUGAAAAUUUAAAGCUGCUGUACGUUAGAAAAUUGGCAUGACAUAGCGGAAACUCAGAGCAAUCCCAUCACCUUUUGCAAGGUGGUUAAGGUGAGCAUCUUGCAUAAACUUUCCUCUGGGUUGUAACGGCCUGUCGGUCAAUUGAUUGUGGUAUGUUUGUAAUAUUAGCUGUUUUAAUUUCAAACUUUUAGCAUUUACAUCUUGUUAUUGCAUUAUUCCUUAUCCACUUUGAGAUGUGGAAAAUAAGAAAAUUAACUUUGGCCCCAUUGUGAAACGAUUAAUCACAAUGAAAACAUGACGAUAUUUGGUCAUUAAAUGAACGUCAAUCUUCAUUGGGUAAAUGGGUAUAAGCCCUGAGUAACACAUCUACACGUUGCCAAACCUCAAGGCACAUUUACUCAAGCUCCAGGCACAACCUGCAAACCCAUAAAUAACCACAAAUUGAAUCAGCUGCCUCUGGUGUUCCUGCUAGGAUCAAACUGCAGAUUGUAAAAAUAAAUGUGUUCCGAGUCUUUAUUGUAAAUGAAAUGUGUAGGAUAUUAUUUAGUAUGUUUCAAUGUUUUGGCAAAUUCAAAUGUUAUUUGGUGUGCUGUAAUGUGUAGAUUAAGUGCAAAAAGUAUUUCCAUCUGCCUUUGUAAGCUGCAGUUCAAAUAUCUUUGUACAAAAUUUUUAUAAAAAUUGCAUUCAAGUCAUAGAAAAAAGCAAAGUAGAAAUGGAACUGUGUGCUCCUAUAAAUUAGGUUAAUGUGUAGAUAAAGUAUAGAUUAAACUGGUAUGUUCUAAAUUAUGUAUAUCAUGACACAAUGUACUUUCAUGGUGAUGAUAAUAAAUCUUCAAAGACACAA